Molecule: messenger RNA, 1497 nt
Organism: Andrographis paniculata
Lineage: Eukaryota; Viridiplantae; Streptophyta; Magnoliopsida; Lamiales; Acanthaceae
Exons: 3
Coding region: 1-1497 (498 amino acids)
Molecular function (GO): acetylglucosaminyltransferase activity
Source: RefSeq, a predicted model, not a curated record
AUGAAACAGGCGACCCGUUCUUCCCAGCGUUCCUCCUUCUUCUCCUUCUCCGGCGGCGGCCUCCGCAACUCCGUCGCCGGAUUCCUCAUCCUCUUCCUCCUCAUAUAUUCCAUCUAUUGCUCCAAGCUCCUCCUCACCAGAGACGUCGCCGCCAAUUGCACUCCGGUGGCCGCCGUCUCCCAGCGGGAGAACCUCGCCGACAACAACAAUGAUCGCCCGGCCAACGUCUCCUCCCCGCCGGCGCCGGAGGAGUUAGAGCCGAAGCACAUCGCGUUCGGAAUCGCGGCGUCGGCGGAUCUCUGGCGAUUCCGGAAGGAUUACAUAAAGGCGUGGUGGCGGCCGGGGCAGACGAGGGGGGUAGUUUGGCUCGACCGGAAUGUCACCAUCACCAAAGACGACUACCUAUCCCUGCCGGAGAUCAGAAUCUCCGAUGACACCUCGUCCCUUCCGUACACCCACCGGCAGGGAAAACGGUCGGCGCUGCGGAUCUCUCGCAUCGUGUCGGAGACUCUCCGGCUGGGGAUGAACGACGUCCGGUGGUUCGUUAUGGGCGACGACGACACUGUGUUUUUCGUCGACAAUCUGGUGAGAAUCCUCUCCAAAUACGACCACAACCAAUUAUACUACAUCGGAAGCUCCUCCGAGAGCCACAUCCAGAACAUCUUCUUCUCCUACGCCAUGGCCUACGGCGGCGGCGGCUUCGCCAUUAGUUACCCUCUGGCGGUGGAGCUCGAGAAGAUGCAGGACAAGUGCAUCCAGCGCUACCCCGGCCUGUACGGCUCCGACGAUCGAAUUCAGGCUUGCAUGGCCGAAUUGGGCGUGCCCCUCACCAAAGAAAUCGGCUUCCAUCAAUACGACGUGUACGGCAACCUAUUAGGCCUAUUGGGGGCGCACCCGGUGGCCCCUCUAGUAUCGCUACACCAUUUAGAUGUGGUGGACCCGAUAUUCCCGGGGGCGAAUCGAUUGGAGGCGAUACAUCGCCUUUUCGAGUACGCGAAGCACGACUCAGCGAGCAUGGUGCAGCAAUCGAUAUGCUACGACAAGAAGAGGAAUUGGUCAAUCUCGAUAUCUUGGGGGUUUGUGAUCCAGAUCAUAAAGGGCGUGAUGUCGCCGAGAGAGCUGGAAAUGCCGACUCGGACAUUCUUGAAUUGGUACAAAAGGGCGGACUACACAGCCUACGCAUUCAACACACGUCCCAUGAUGCGUCAGCCCUGCCAGAAGCCUUACUUGUUCUACGUCGACUCCAUCAAAUACGACGAGAAGAGGGGCCAGACGCUCGGAUUUUACACUCUCCAUCGCGACCACUUCCCGACGUGCCGCUGGAAAGCCGCCGCGCCGGACAGGAUCAAGUCCAUUGUAGUCCUCAAGAAACCAGAUAGCAACAGGUGGAAAAAGUCACCUAGACGAGACUGUUGUAGAAUUUUGGCUUCGAAGAAGGAGUCGAUGCUGUUCUUAUGGGUAGGCAAUUGCAAACCAGGGGAGAUUUCUGCCUUGUAG